Messenger RNA from Protopolystoma xenopodis, 1179 nucleotides. The record is from the annotation of a GenBank genome assembly. Lineage: Eukaryota; Metazoa; Platyhelminthes; Monogenea; Polystomatidea; Polystomatidae.
UCGAAUAAGCCCAGAUACCAGUCACCUUUUGGUAUACACCUCAAAAUUGUUUUGCGGAUCCCGGGCCUCGCCCACUGUCUUCUAGUCCGAGUGUGUCUACCAGAAUCUUCUCAGCCACCGGCUAAUCGUUUCUUCAGACCGGAUCGUAUUCGGCCCAUCAGUUCCACAGUUGACGGCACCACAGCCAGGCAGCAGGCAACCCCCGAGCGCGAAUCCCGAAUCGCGAGUCCGUUCAACAUUGUGGCUCUUGCGCCAGUCAGUCAGUCAGUCAGUCAGUCAGUCAGUCAGUCAGUCAGUCAGUCAGUCAGUCGGCCAGCUGCCGCCGCCGCUGCUGCUGCUGCUGCUUGGCUGUAUCCUGUUCGUCUGGGAUCGAUUGGACACGCAGCUCUUGAACGCACCGACUGCAAUGGGCAAACUGCUAGUUGCGCCGGAGAGAAUAGCCUUCAUGUCGGAGGUGAAGGCUCGAGUUGUGUAGAACGAGCCGUCUUGCCAGCCUUCAUUCACGUCGUGGGCAGUGGACUCGGAGGCCUACGGCGAGCGGGUUGCAUGGAUGAGGCGAGAAGCGAAGAGGUCUGUCGGCCGGCGGCCAAGCCGACGCUGCUGUCCGGCCUCGGCGACGACAGGCCUCCGACAACCGAGGCGGCCAAGGCGCUGCUGAAGGGCGAAGGCAACACGGAGGUGUUGAUCGAGGAGACGGGCAACUCGACGGGCCGGACUGGUCGCCGGGCCGUCGGUGAGCCGAAGCCGGGCAAGACGCAGUCGCCCUUGGUGAAGACGGCCUGGAUCCUCUGCGACCACUCGAAGGUGCGUCUGCAGAUUGCCCUGCGAGACUCACGCCACCAACAUCGACGCAGCAAGAGUCAACCGGCGCACAGUUACGCGGCUCGAUUUGUCGCUCCGCGACUCGGCUGCCAUCCGCUCCUUCUCGACGGCCUCCUCUGCCGGUGUCACAUGAUCUUUAUGCCGGCUGAGGAUGUCCGAUUCCUGGCAAUGAUGGCGGGUCUGUUUGAGGUCCGCUUCCGCGAGAUGACGACCGGCCAAUUUGUCACUUGGUGCUGGAAUUGGGGCUGGAAGAAUUCUGGUGAGUCGUUGUUACCGAACCGGGCUGCUGGGACAGUGGGAUUUGCGUCUUUCAGACCAACCGAUAGGCCACCGAGGCGUCGGGUCGCCGCGCUGUAG